CAAAGCCCCAAAGCCCCGAAGCCCCGAAGCCCCGCGGCCAUGGCGCGGGGCCUGCUGGACGCCUUCCGCAAGCCCGACUUCAAUGUGGCGGCCUUUGUGCGGGAUGCCGGCCAGGGCCAGGACACGCUGAGAUUAUCGCAGCAGCUGCAGGAAGCUGCGCUCCAGUUGGAGGAGGACCUGCGCCGUGAGAUCGCCACCUGCCACGCGGAACUGCUGCAAAGCGCCAGCAGCAUCAACGACCUGGACGGUCAGCUGGGGGAGGCCCAGCAGAUCGUGGCCACGCUGAAGGCCAACGCCGCGCGGCUCCGCAGCGACCUCCUGGUGCCCUUCCAAGACGUGAAGCACAAGGUGGAGCUCCUAGAGCGGAUGCAGGCGGUGAACGUGCUGAUCCGCCGCGUGGUGCGGUUCUUGUGGGAUGCCCGGAAGCUGCGCAGCCAAAUGGACGCCCCUGGCAAGGACUUCUCCAAGGCGGCCCACACGCUCCACGAGUUGGAGCAGCUGCUGGCGGGCAGCGGCCUGGACAAGGUGGACAUCCUCCGGGCGGAGGUGCUGUGGAUCCGCGACGUGGGGGCUCGGGUGCGCCGGCAGUCGGAGGAAGAUCUCCGGACGGGCGUGCGGCAGGGGAACCACAUCGCCCUGAGCGUGGCGCUGCAGGUCUUCUUCAACCUGCAGAGCUUGUGGCCCUCCCUGCGGAAGCUGCUGUCGGAGCUCUUGGAGGAGGUGAGGCAGGCGCCGUUGCCGGGCAACGGCUUCCCACAGGCCUUGGAGGUGAAUCUGCAGGUCCUGGUGGCGCAGACGCAGCGGGUCCAUGCGCUGGACGAAAUGGUCCAGUCGAAGACGGACCCGGUGACGCACCAGAGCUUCCAGUCGGUUUUGGAGGCCGCGGGCAUCAACUCCCUGACCAGUCACUUCUGGUCUGAAGCCGCCGGGGUCUUCAAAGCCAAGUUCGCCAAGGUGUACCAGGACCGGACGUUCCGCGCAAAGGCCGUGGCAGAGUGCCCCAAGGUGCUCCAGAGUUUGGUGGCGGCAGUGGAAAAGCUGGGCCGCGGCAAGGUCAUGAAGGCCGCUGAGAGGGAGACGCUCUUCCAGUCCGCAGGGGAGCUGCGGAACGAGUUUCUGGGUGAAGCGAUCCGCCGCAUCUCGGAGCCGGUGGAGAUCAUGCUGCCGGAUAAGUUGCUUUCCUCGCUGAGCGCCAGCGGGGAGCGCCUGGGGGGCGAGGAGAGGGCCAAGGAGGAGCUGCCGACGCUGCACGACCUGCGGCGCUACGUGCAGCUCCUAGCCACGGAGCUGGAGCGUGUGGAGGCUUGCCCAGAGCUUCUCCUCAAGGAGAUCAUACGCGCCGUGCGCAGUUCCGUGCUCUUCUUCGCCACCCGCCUAGAGCAGGUGGUGGACUCCUCCUCGGAGCUGCAGUGCCUCAAGUCGGAGGGAGGGCGCUUGGAGUUGUGCUCCCCGCUGCCCAUGCCCUCCCCAGGCCACGCGCGGAACGCGCGGCUCUUCGGCAUUGCGCACCACACGCUGGCGGCGCUCAAGGAGCUGCCGCAGCGGUUUCAGGCCCAGGUGGUUACCCAGCAGGUGACCAACACCUUGAAGCAGACCCAGCAGGCGGUGGUCCUGCCGGUCUUGGGCGCCUUGCAGGGCUCUUUGCCUGAAGCCUCGCUCGCCGGCGGCGCUGAGCUGGCUGCUCUCUGCCAGGCCUGUUUGCACCUGAACCGGUACUACUUCUCCCUGUUUGGAGCCGGACAGCUGCAGGCCUACCUCAAGGACUUCUGUGGCUACUGCCUGCGCUGCUUCUUGUCCGCCUGGAGCCUGAAGAAGGCGGCCUCGGAGAGCUUUUUGAAGGACCUGGGGCAGCUGGAAGCCAUGCUCUCCGCGCUGGAUGCCGACUACCAGUCGCGCAUCAGAUACGAGGCCUCCGUCCUGAAAGAGUUCAAGCGGCUGGUGGCAUCUCCGGCAGCGUCCUUGGAUUUCGAGGAGCUCACCAACGUCAUCCCGUUGCAUCUGUUGCUCACCUACCUCGUGCAUCAGGUGCAGGCGCCGAGUUUGCCGGAGUUUCUGGGCACGAGCAGGGCUCAGUACCUGGAGGCCUCCCUGGAGCUCUGGGACGAGAAGCCGGCGGCGCUGGAGCAGCUGAAAGCCCAGGUGGUGAGCUGGUCGGACAAGUGCAACUUGGACCCCACAGAGUCCUCCUUAGCCGCCUUCAUCAUCGCCAAGACCAGCUGAGCUGCCUGAAAAUGCGUGUGGUGGCUCCCAGCCUUCCGGUUCCUUAGCUUUUUAGCUUUUUAGCUUUUUAGCUUUUUA
Effrenium voratum is the source of this 2298-nucleotide messenger RNA. NCBI's taxonomy places the organism in Eukaryota, Dinophyceae, Suessiales, Symbiodiniaceae. The record is from the annotation of a GenBank genome assembly.